Molecule: messenger RNA, 1453 nt
Organism: Cicer arietinum (chickpea)
Lineage: Eukaryota; Viridiplantae; Streptophyta; Magnoliopsida; Fabales; Fabaceae
Product: putative 12-oxophytodienoate reductase 11
Molecular function (GO): FMN binding; oxidoreductase activity
Source: RefSeq, a predicted model, not a curated record
UAAACUUUGAAAUUAUUAAUCAAAUAAAAGUUGAAGAAAUGGGUGGUGUUGUUGAAUCUGGUAACCCCAUUCCUCUUCUCACCCCUUACAAAAUGGGUAAAUUCAAUCUCUCUCACAGAGUUGUUUUAGCACCGUUAACGAGACAGAGAUCAUACCACAACGUUCCUCAACCACAUGCUAUUCUCUAUUACUCUCAAAGAGCUAUUGGCUCUAACGGUGGUCUUCUCAUUGCCGAAGCCACCGGUGUCUCCGACACUGCUCAAGGCUAUCCUGACACCCCUGGUAUUUGGACUAACCAACAAAUUCAAGCCUGGAAACCUAUUGUUCAUGCUGUUCAUGCUCAUCGUGCUACUUUCUUCUGUCAGAUUUGGCAUGUUGGAAGGGUUUCUGAUACUGUUUAUCAACCAAAUGGACAAGCACCUAUAUCUUCUACAGAUAAACCACUCACACCACAACUUAGAAGUAAUGGUAUUGAUGUAGCAAAAUUCACUCCUCCCAGGAGGCUAAGGACUGAUGAAAUUCCUAACAUUGUUAAUGAUUUUAGGCUUGCUGCAAGAAAUGCUAUUGAAGCUGGUUUUGAUGGAGUUGAGAUUCAUGGAGCUCAUGGUUACUUGCUUGAGCAAUUCAUGAAAGAUAAAGUGAAUGAUAGAACAGAUGAAUAUGGUGGAUCACUUGAGAAUCGUUGUCGAUUUGCUUUGGAAGUUGUUGAAGCUGUUGCAAAUGAGAUAGGUGCGGAAAGAGUUGGAAUUAGAUUAUCACCUUUUGCAGAAUAUGCAGAAUGUGGUGACUCUAAUCCCAAAGAGUUGGGGCUUUAUAUGGUUAAUGCCCUUAAUAAAUAUGGUAUUUUGUAUUGUCACAUGGUGGAACCAAGAAUGAAAACUGUUAAUGAAAAAAUUGAAUGCCCUCACAGCUUGGUGCCAAUGAGAAAGGCCUUCAAUGGCACUUUCAUGGUUGCAGGUGGUUACGACCGACAAGAUGGGAUCAAGGCCAUAGUUGAAGAUAGAGCAGAUCUUGUUGUUUAUGGUCGUUUGUUCUUAGCUAAUCCAGAUUUGCCGAAGAGAUUUGCACUUGAUGCUCCUCUUAACAAGUAUAAUAGGGAGACAUUUUACUUAUCUGAUCCAGUUGUUGGUUAUACUGACUACCCUUUCUUGAAUGAUGAAACCAAUGCUGCAGCAUCCAAGGGUGGAACCUCUUACUAGAUAAUAAGUUAUUUAUCCUUGCAAAUUGGUGUUUGUAAUGCAGUUAGUGAGUGAAAUAAGAGCUUUGAUUGCUAUCUAUUUUAUGAUUCCUGUCAUACUUACUCUGCUAAUGCUUUGGAGUUUGAACUAAGUUGACAAAUUAUGUAAAUGGUCAGGGAACAUAGUACCUGAAUGCCAUCAAGAAGUGUUAUAAACGAAAGCUAUGUACCUGAUUUUACAAAAAUAACAUGAUUUUUGUACUUUUAAGAGGACUA